Anopheles stephensi (Asian malaria mosquito) is the source of this 1939-nucleotide messenger RNA. Its product is annotated as pyridoxal phosphate phosphatase PHOSPHO2. NCBI's taxonomy places the organism in Eukaryota, Metazoa, Arthropoda, Insecta, Diptera, Culicidae. Gene Ontology annotation, molecular function: phosphatase activity. The coding region runs from base 473 to 1225 and encodes 250 amino acids. The transcript has 3 exons. The record is from RefSeq and is a predicted model, not a curated record.
GUUGUUAUUUGGCUGGUUUUGUUGUCAUCUGCAGCGCAAGAAGCUGUCGCGGAUGGUGUGUGUUUGUGUGUGUGUGUUUCCUUGCCAGCGAUUGUUUUUGUUGACGUAAAGUGGACCAACCGAAUCCAUCUUCCCGUCCGCGCAGUGAACGUGGCGCACGGCAAAAUUCGCACUCGGGGGCGGCGGCACACUCGGCACGGCAUCGAGAAUUCUCCGUCACACCAGACCGACGAUACAGUGGAAACCGGCGAAAGGGAUGAGGUGGAGGUCCGCAUGCACCCAGUGCAGUACACAGCUCGCAUUAAACUUCACCAUUCAUGAAUGCAUUUCUCAGUGAACUGCCACAAACCGUUCGAUACUGCACGUAAAAGACUGCGUGGAGUGUUUGUGUAUUUGGGUGUUAUUGUUGUGUAGUGUACUGUACAAAACGGCUGCAAACGGAAAGCAACCGGAACGUUCGGGCCGCGUAAGGAUGUUCUCCAGCAGCGGACGGAUACUGAAGCGGCUCGCCGUGCUAGAUUUCGAUCAUACCGUCUGCGAAUACAACACGGACAUUGUGGUGCGAGAUCUGCUCGGUCCCGGGGGCGUGCCACCGGAUGUGCAAAGCAUACUUCGAUCCUGUGGCUGGAUCCCGUACAUGCAGCGCAUCUUCCGGCUGCUGCACCAGAACGGAUUCAAACCGAUGGACAUCGCGUCCUCAAUACGCGGCAUACCGGAGGUUCCGGGCAUGAAGGCCUGCAUCGGUAACCUGGUACAGCACGGGUUCGAUGUGAUCAUAAUAAGCGAUUCCAACUCGGAGUUUAUACGGCUGUGGAACGAGUUCAAUGACAUCGGUUCGUACAUACACACUGUGUUCACUAAUCCGGCGCGGUUCGACAGCAGCGGGCUGUUGGAGCUGCGUCCGUACCACUUCCAGACGGAAUGCACGCUCAGCUCGAAGAAUCUCUGCAAAGGAAAGAUUUUGACCGAAUUUUUGCGCCGACAGCACGACGAACGGCAGGUGGAGUACGAGAAGGUGUUUUACGCGGGCGAUGGCAAGAACGAUGUCUGUCCGAUGCUGCGACUCGGUAGCAACGGGUACGCCUGUGCCAGACGCGGCUACACGUGCCACGAUGCGCUGCAGAAUGCGAUCGGGAAGCUGGAGCAUCCGUACGUGGCCAAGGUGCUGCAGUGGACGGAUGGGCACGAGCUGAAUGACCUCAUAUGGACUGAAUUGGAGGACUGAGCCUUUUCUUAACCGUACUGCUGUUUCAUUGUAUAUGUUCCGACCGCCUAUUGGUAUGCUAUUGCAUACGUAAGGCCACAGUGAUUUGUAAUCGUAGACGUUUGAGACUCGCAAAAAGUGCAAAACAACUUUUGUUACGUUUUUCUCUUAAAUAAAGAACAUUUUUUGGUACAAAAUCUGGCUGCUGUUUUGUGACGAUCGCAGAAGGGCUGCUUGCGUUAUCGGGUAGGGUGUUGAGAGGAGGAGCAUGGAUGGUGUCAAGCGGGAAGGGUUUGUUUACAUUUUGUAUGAGAAACGUCAAACGCGGCGGGCGGACAAUCUGCUGCUGUUUAUUGUUUUGCAGCAUUUUCCCCGAAAGUGCACCAUCUACUAUGUCGACGGCGGCCAAGUUAACCUUUGUUUCGGCCUGUAUUGCCAGCGGUGGUCUCAUCGCUUACGUGCACUACAGUCAAGCAGCGGACCGCGAACGAUUGCAUGAAGGAGUGCGGCGAGAUGUGGAAAGACAACGGUUGAAACAUCUUGCCGCUAGUGCCGAAAGUGAAUCGAACAUUGAUUCGGGACCGUACCCAUCCAAUGGAACCAUAAAAAGCUGAACUGCGUAUUCGGUAGCAGAGUAGCCUAACGAUGGAAUAGUAUAGUGUAGCCUGCCACAUGAUAGCAACAUCGACACAGACAGAAGUAAAAAAUAAAUCUGCUCGUUUGUUGUUUACUUUA